AUAAGAGAUGGAUGGCGGAUGAGAGGCUCACACAGAACAGACACUGACUGAUCACUGAGUUUGUUGAACUACUCACUGCGGGGACUACUUCACAUCACAGAGAAACAUGGGACUCCUGAGCGUUGAAGAACUGGUCACUAGUAAGAGGUCUGAGGGCCAGGAAACUGAUGGGUUUUUAGGGGGUGUAUAUGAAGCCGCUGUUAAUCAAGAAAAGCAUGAUGACAGAAGAUCCCACAAAGAGCUGUCUCCUCCUGAACAGAGUAACCAUGUGCCGGAGGAAGUGUCCGUCAUUGCCCUCAAUGUUGACAAAGCAGGCAGACUGAAGCUGGAGACAGUGGAUGACCUCUUCAACAUCAUGAAACUGAGGAAGAGGAGGAGGGAAAGGAAGAUGCCUGUAUACAAGGAGCCUGAGCCAGAGAUCAUUCCCGAAACUGUGGAUCAGGAAAUGUUUCUGAAAGCAGCAAUGGAGAACAAGCUCCCUGUGGUGGAGAAGUACCUGUCAGAUAGAGGAGACCCCAACGUCAGUGAUCAUUUCCAGAGAACAGCGUUGCAUAAAGCCUCAUCUAAGGGACAUGUGGAGAUUGUCAAGAUACUGCUUGAGGCUGGAGCUUCCAUCGAGAACAAAGACAAACUGGAUGCCACAGCAGUUCACUGGGCCUGCCGAGGGGGCAGCCUGCCUGCUCUGGAGAUUCUGCUCAACCUAGGAGCCAAGAUCAACUCCAGAGACAAGUUGAGAAGCACUCCUCUUCAUGUUGCUGUGAGGACUGGUCACCACGAAUGUGCAGAGCACCUUAUCCACUGUGGAGCCGACGUCAAUGCCAAAGACAGGGAUGGAGACACACCCAUGCACGAUGCUGUGAGGAUAAAUAGGUUCAAAAUGAUCAGGCUGCUGAUGAUGUAUGGAGCCAGUCUUAAAACUAAGAAUAGUGAUGGAAAGACCCCUAUGGACAGUGUUCUUGCUUGGCAGAGUGGAGCCAAAAACCUCCUGUGUAACUUCAGUGAAAGUAAAUCUGCCCAGUAGAUUGGUUAAUUCAGCUUAUUCAUUUUAUUGCUCAUUGAUCAAUAAUGUGAAGUCCUAUCAGAAUGUCAUUAAUAGAUUAUUUCUUUUUUAUUUGAUUUUUUUGAGCUGCCAAUAUUGCUGGCCAAUGUCAAGGCUGACACUGUACUUCUGCACAUUUUAAUGAUCUGUUGGCUACCAAGAUGGAAUUUAGUAUGUUUAGGACUGAGCAAGGAAGGAACGACAACAUUAUACUUUGGGAUACCUUUAACCAAGUAAAAUGAUCCUAGAAAGUGCUAACAUAUGCUGCUGUGGAUGAUGGUGUGUUCGCUUUAAGUGAAGCUGGUUUAAAUUUCCAUCUAUACUAUAUAAGCACACUUGGGUAAGGAUUUAAAUAUGAUGGAACUGAAUGUUGGUUGACGAGUUAAAAGAAUGAAUACCGAAUCUGUUGAUUUGUGUGUGAGACAUUUGAUAAGUGACAAUGCAACUGAAUGUAAAGUUUAUUUGUACAAUUUACAUGUUAUUUAUUGUUUGUUUAAGUCAAAACAGUAUGUAUAUAUAAAGUAACAAUGUUGAAUUCUAAUACUUUUAGACCCUUUAUUUGGGUAGAAUAAUGUUUGUUUGUGUAUUGUUUCUGGUGGGUGUGUGUAAAAAAUAAAACUUUAUUUAAAAACAA
Molecule: messenger RNA, 1673 nt
Organism: Hypomesus transpacificus
Lineage: Eukaryota; Metazoa; Chordata; Actinopteri; Osmeriformes; Osmeridae
Gene: ankrd1a
Product: ankyrin repeat domain 1a (cardiac muscle)
Exons: 9
Coding region: 107-1021 (304 amino acids)
Molecular function (GO): protein binding
Source: RefSeq, a predicted model, not a curated record